Messenger RNA from Centropristis striata (black sea bass), 1458 nucleotides. Its product is annotated as E3 ubiquitin-protein ligase TRIM35-like. The coding region runs from base 1 to 1458 and encodes 485 amino acids. NCBI's taxonomy places the organism in Eukaryota, Metazoa, Chordata, Actinopteri, Perciformes, Serranidae. The record is from RefSeq and is a predicted model, not a curated record. The transcript has a single exon. Gene Ontology annotation, molecular function: protein binding; zinc ion binding.
AUGGCUUCCAGAUUACAGGACGAUCUCCGCUGUUCUGUCUGCCACGACAUCUUUAAAGAUCCUGUCGUCCUGUCAUGCAGCCACAGCUUCUGUAAAGACUGUCUGCAGAGCUGCUGGACGGGGAAACCAACCAGAGAGUGUCCGGUCUGUAAGAAAUCUUCGAGGAGCGAACCACCUUGUAACCUGGCGUUAAAGAACCUGUGUGAGAGUUUCUUACAGGAGAGAGAUCAGAGAGCUUCAGAGUCUCUCUGCAGUCUGCACUCUGAGAAACUCAAACUCUUCUGUCUGGACCAUCAGCAGCCAGUGUGUGUUGUCUGCAGAGACUCAGAAAAACACACCAACCACAGAUUCAGACCCAUCGAUGAAGCUGCACAACAACACAAGAAGGAACUUCAGGAAACUCUGGAGCCUUUAAAGAAGAAGUUAAAGGUUUUUAAAGAAGUUAAAGUGAAGUUUGAUCGAACAGCAGAACACAUUCAGGUCCAGGCCCGACGCACAGAGACGCAGAUUAAGGAGCAGUUUAAGAAGCUUCACCAGUUUCUAGAAGAGGAAGAGGAGGCCAGGAUGGCUGCACUGAGGGAGGAAGAGGAGCAGAAGAGUCAGAUGAUGAAGGAGAAGAUGGAGGCUCUGAGCAGAGAGAUAGCAGCUCUUUCAGACACAGUCAGAGCCACAGAGGACCAGCUGAGAGCUGAACACGUCUCAUUCCUGCACAACUACAAGGCUGCAGUGGAAAGAGUCCAGCAGCGCCUCCUGCUGGAGGAUCCACAGCUGCCCUCAGGAGCUCUGAUAGACCAGGCCAAACACCUGGGCAACCUGGCCUUCAACAUCUGGAACAAGAUGAAGGACAUGGUCUCCUACAGUCCUGUUGUUCUGGACUCAAACACUGCUGGUACAUAUCUCAUCCUGUCUGAAGAUCUGACCAGUCUGAUACGAGGAGAGAUCCAGCAGCAUCCUGAUCAUCCAGAGAGGAUUGUUUAUUCCUACUCUGUUCUGGGCUCUGAGGGCUUUAACUCAGGGACUCACAGCUGGGAGGUCGAGGUUGGAGACAAUACAAACUGGUAUCUGGGUGUGUUAGCAGAGUCUGUCCAGAGGAAAGGAAACAUAGAGUCUGGAUUAUGGAGUAUACUGUUCAAUGAUGAUAAAUACUCAUCAUGGUCACCAUCAGAUGGACGAACUGUUCUCGUAGUGCAGAAGAAGCCUCAGAGGAUCAGAGUGAAUCUGGACUGGAACAGAGGAAAGCUGUCGUUCUCUGAUGCUGACACUAACACAUACAUACACACUUUCACACACACUUUCACUGAGAGGAUGUUUCCAUAUUUUUACAAUGGGGAUUGGAACAAUCUCCCACUGCAGGUUUUACCAGUGAAGGUCUCUGUGGUUGCAGGAUCCCUCAAACGCUCCUCGUCCAAUCCUACCGUAGCAACCGUUACUAAGAAGGCCCGUCAAGCCUUGAAGUGA